AACCAUUUGAUUGUAACACACACCGGUAACGCAAAUGCGGAAGUAGUGUAUACAAGAAAACAAAUCAGUUAAAAAGUCAGAUUUUAUUGAUUAUAAUUCUAUAAUGGCAGUAAACGGGGUGCAUUUGGAGUCAGAUGCCUUUCUAGUGUGUAUGAAUCACGCCUUGAGUACAGAGAAAGAAGAAGUCAUGGGGCUGUGCAUCGGAGAGGUGGAUACGAAUCGCAUUGUCCACAUCCAUUCGGUUAUUAUUCUGCGGAGGUCCGACAAGAGGAAGGAUCGAGUGGAGAUUUCUCCUGAACAGCUUUCUGCAGCCUCCACUGAAGCUGAGAGACAGGCUGAGAUGACUGGGCGUCCUGUACGGGUGGUGGGAUGGUACCACUCUCAUCCUCACAUCACCGUCUGGCCUUCACACGUCGAUGUAAGGACUCAGGCCAUGUACCAAAUGAUGGAUCAGGGUUUUGUCGGACUCAUCUUUUCUUGCUUCAUAGAAGAUAAGAACACAAAGACGGGUCGAGUUCUGUACACAUGCUUUCAGUCGGUUCAGGCCCAGAAAGGCUCAGAGUAUGAGAGAAUUGAGAUUCCGAUCCAUGUGGUUCCUCACGAGGCCAUCGGCAAAGUGUGCCUGGAGUCUGCAGUGGAACUUCCCCGAAUUCUCUGUCAGGAGGAACAGGACACCUACAGGAGGAUUCACAGUUUAACACAUUUGGAUCCAAUCACAAAGAUACACAAUGGAUCAGUAUUCACCAAAAACCUGUGCAGUCAGAUGUCAGCAGUUAGCGGGCCGCUGUUGCAGUGGCUGGAGGACCGACUGGAGCAGAACAAAAAGAGCAUCAUGGAGCUGCAGAAGGAGAAAGAGAGACUGACACAAGAGCUGGAUUCAAUGUGAACAUCAUCACCAUCACCAUCACCAUCAUACCUUACACUAUUCUUGUUGUCAGUGUUUGUAACCACGUAUACACAGGUGGCACAAUUUCUGCUUGUCUUUUUUUCACGUGCCGGAUGUGACAGAAAUGUAAAUAGAGAAAAUAGUAAAACAGAUAAUAAAUAUGUUUAUAUUCAA
This is a messenger RNA of Silurus meridionalis, 1060 nucleotides long. It is a transcript of the gene brcc3, whose product is annotated as BRCA1/BRCA2-containing complex, subunit 3. Gene Ontology annotation, biological process: double-strand break repair. Bases 104 to 886 code for a protein of 260 amino acids. Lineage: Eukaryota; Metazoa; Chordata; Actinopteri; Siluriformes; Siluridae. Gene Ontology annotation, cellular component: BRISC complex; BRCA1-A complex. Gene Ontology annotation, molecular function: polyubiquitin modification-dependent protein binding; cysteine-type deubiquitinase activity; metallopeptidase activity. The transcript has 8 exons. The record is from RefSeq and is a predicted model, not a curated record.